Molecule: messenger RNA, 379 nt
Organism: Zea mays
Lineage: Eukaryota; Viridiplantae; Streptophyta; Magnoliopsida; Poales; Poaceae
Exons: 4
Coding region: 32-364 (110 amino acids)
Biological process (GO): glucosylceramide biosynthetic process
Cellular component (GO): membrane
Molecular function (GO): ceramide glucosyltransferase activity
Source: RefSeq, a predicted model, not a curated record
UGACCAGAGAAUCCCAUUUAUGUAGGGGUGCAUGAUCUAUUUAGUCCUUGCUCUCGGGUGGGAGGUUGCUUCAAUUGUCAGAAAAGGGGUUAUAAAGAACAUGAGGCGCAACAUUGUAGAUGGAAACAGUUUUGCAUUUCUUUGUGACAACAUAGAUGAGCUUGAGCACUCUGUUCAGGAGAAUUUACCUAGAGUCUCUGUAGUCAUGCCUUUGAAGGGCUUUGGCGAACAUAAUUUGCAAAAUUGGCGAACUCAGAUUACAUCACUUUAUGGUGGGCCACUGGAAUUCUUGUUUAUCGUCGAGAGCAAAUAUGAUCCUGCUUAUCAUGUUGUUUCCCGUUUGAUCACAGAGUACAAGAUAUAAAUUUCAAGACAAUCU